AUGUCGCCCUUCAACCUCGAAACCUGCGCUCGCCCCAACAUCCUCGCCCUCCAGCCCUAUCGCUGCGCGCGCGAUGACUACAAAGAUGACGGCACCAACAUCCUCCUCGACGCCAACGAAAACGCUUACGGCCCGUCCCUGCCGACCUCGUCCUCCUCCUCGCUCGUCUCCCUCUCCGGCCUGAACCGCUACCCCGACCCCCACCAGCACGAGCUCAAGGCCCUCCUGUGCGCCCUACGCAACACGCACGCCCACACACCCAAGACCAUCCGCCCCGAGAACCUCUUUGUCGGCGUCGGCAGCGACGAGGCCAUCGACGCUCUCCUCCGCGCCUUCUGCGUCCCCGGCCGCGACAAGUGCCUCGUCUGCCCGCCUACCUAUGGCAUGUACUCCGUCUCGGCCCAGGUCAACGACGUCGCCCUCGUCAAGGUGCCCCUCCUCCCCGCCCCGGGCUUCGGCCUCAAUGUCGAUGCCAUAUCGCGCACCCUGACGGAGGACGAGCACAUCAAGCUCGCGUACCUCUGCUCCCCCGGCAACCCUACCGGCGCCCUGCUCGCCAAGGCCGACAUUGAGACGCUCCUGCGCCACCCGACCUGGAACGGCGUCGUCGUCGUCGACGAAGCGUACAUUGACUUUGCGCCCGAGGAUGCCUCUCUUGCCGAGUGGGUCGCCGAGUGGCCCAACCUCGUCGUCAUGCAGACCCUCUCCAAGGCGUUUGGCAUGGCGGGCAUCCGUCUCGGCGUCGCGUUUGCCAGCGAGCCCAUUGCGCGCAUCCUCAACAGCAUGAAGGCCCCCUACAACAUUGCCAACCCGACCUCGGAGCUCGCGCAGGUGGCCGUCGGCCCAGAGGGUCUGGCCGUCAUGCGGCGACACAGGGCCGAGAUUGUGCGGCAGCGCGAGCGGCUCGUCGAGGAGUUGCCGCGGGUCGACGGCGUCGGACGCCUGCGCGGCGGUACGGCGAGCAACUUUUUGCUGUACGAGAUGUUGGAUGCCCAGGGGCGACCGGACAACGCGACGGCGCUUGCGGUGUAUGAGCGUCUCGCGGAGAACCGCGGCGUCGUGGUCCGCUUCCGGGGCAAGGAGCACGGGUGUCUGGGCUGUCUGCGCAUCACCGUCGGCACGGAGGAGGAGGUGACGCGGUUCCUGGGGUCGAUCAAGAGUGUCCUGGCCGAGGUCAGGGGGCUGAAGCCGGAGGAGGACGAGGAGGCCAAGGAGAAGGCCGCUAAUGGGGUGAUUGCAUAG
Molecule: messenger RNA, 1242 nt
Organism: Emericellopsis atlantica
Lineage: Eukaryota; Fungi; Ascomycota; Sordariomycetes; Hypocreales; Bionectriaceae
Product: histidinol-phosphate aminotransferase
Exons: 2
Coding region: 1-1242 (413 amino acids)
Biological process (GO): L-histidine biosynthetic process
Molecular function (GO): pyridoxal phosphate binding; L-histidinol-phosphate:2-oxoglutarate transaminase activity
Source: RefSeq, a predicted model, not a curated record